ACAGGUAGGCAUCCAGGCGGGCCUUGAAUAUCUCCAGAGAAGGAGACUCCACAACCUCCCUGGGCACAGGUGGUCAUUCUCAGAAGGAAGAGGCAGUCGUGUUCAAGCUUUCCCUGACCUAAUUCCUGGUUACAAGGCAAAGCAGUUUCUUAACUGAAAGGAAAUCUGUCUCUUUGUGUUGCAUGUAGAUAAAAUUGCUGACUCCUCAUAGGAAAAAAGAUGUACAGCAUGUGCUGCAUCUGGUGAAGUUCCCUACAAGUGCUGCUCUGCUGUUGUAUCCAAGCCCUGACCCAUUCUCAGAGGUGCAUCCAAAAAGGAUCUCUUGAAUGUCCUGGCUGCCAGCAGGAUUGAAAGUGGGAGGCAACUCAUGACCACCAAAGUGUGACAGCCUCGGGUCCCCCUGCUUCUGGCUGCUUGGAAUAACCACUGGGCUACUGUGGAGAUGAAUGGAGAACAGCAGUAUGAUGCAGAUGCUGGUUCCGGCAUGGAAGAAAUGGAAUUCAAUUGGGAUGAGUAUCUAGAAGACACAGGAGCUAUCGCAGCCCCUCAUGGGUCUUUUAAACAUGUGGAUACAAGUUUGCAGAACGGUUUUGCCCCUGGUAUGAAGCUAGAAGUAGCUGUCAAGUCUGACCAGAACACCUACUGGGUAGCCACCAUCAUUACUACCUGUGGGCAGCUGCUCCUGUUGCGCUACGAUGGUUAUGGAGAAGAUCGCAAGGCUGACUUUUGGUGUGAUAUCAUGACAGCUGAUUUACACCCCAUUGGCUGGUGUGAGCAAAACAAGAAGAUUCUCAAAGUGCCUGAAGGUAUCAAGGACAAGAUACCUGACCAGGAGGAAUUCCUUCAGCGAGUGCUGAAAGGAGCAUGCAGUGCUCCUGCUAAUCUGCUGGAGGGGCUUCACAGAGGGAAAAAUCCAUUGGAUCUAAUUGCACCAGGCUCCCGACUAGAACUGCAAAACUUCCAGGAUUCCCUGGAAGCCUGGAUUGUCAAUGUGGUAGAAAAUGUUGGUGGGAGACUUAAAUUGCGAUAUGAGGGGCUGCAGGAUUCUGACAAAUUUGACCAGUGGAUAUUCUACUUGCACCCUUUCCUUCAUCAAGUAGGGUGGGCAACUCAGAAUGGAUAUAACCUGCAACCACCUUUAGCCAUUAGGUCCUUGAAAAGUGAAGCAGAUUGGCAAGAGAUUUUGAAGAAAGUGAAGGAGGAGGAAGAGGAGUCAUCAGUUCCUACAGAUCUUUUUAAGGAUAAACCUGUGAUUGGAGUACAUUCAUUCUCUGAAGGCAUGAAGUUAGAAGCUGUGGACCCGAUGGCUCCUUUUGUGAUAUCUCCUGCUACGGUUCUCAAGGUAUACAAUGAAAAAUAUUUCAUGAUAGAAAUUGAUGACUUGAGACCAGAGCGUACAACCAGCCAGUCUUAUAUUUGCCAUGUCAACAGUGCUGGAAUUUUCCCUGUGCAAUGGAGUCUGAAGAAUGGCUUGCAUCUUAGUCCUCCACCAGGUUAUCCAGGGCAGGACUUCGAUUGGGCAGACUACCUCAAACAAUGCGGUGCUGAGGCAGCUCCCCAGAGCUGCUUCCCUUCGUUAACUUCUGACCACGGAUUUAAAGAGAAUAUGAAACUUGAGGCUGUGAACCCUGUUGAUCCUGAAGAAGUUUGCAUUGCUACAGUCACCAAGUUGAAAGAUUCUUACCUCUGGCUUCAGCUGGAGGGUUCCAAGAAGCCCGUCCCUGACUGUAUAGUGAGUGUGGAAUCGAUGGAUAUAUUUCCAGUGGGUUGGUGUGAGACGAAUGGAUAUCAGCUCAGACCUCCUCGCAAAGCAAUAGUAAAUAAGCAGAAAAAGAUUGCAGUAGUUCAACCUGAGAAACAAGUUUUGUCUUCAAGGACGGUUCAUGAUGGACUAAAGAACCAGGAACUAAACUCUUCUGACUCAGUGAUAAUUAAUGGAAAGUACUGCUGCCCAAAGAUCUACUUCAACCACCGGUGCUUCUCAGGGCCUUACCUUAACAAAGGCAGGAUUGCUGAGCUUCCUCAAUCUGUGGGACCUGGGAACUGUGUUCUUGUUCUGAAAGAGGUUCUCACUUUAUUGAUCAAUGCAGCUUACAAACCCAGCCGUGUCCUGCGAGAGCUGCAGUUGGAUGAAGAGGCUGCAUGGCAUGGGCAUGGAGAGACCCUAAAAGCCAAGUACAAAGGGAAGAGCUACCGUGCAACUGUGGAAGUGGUAAGGACAGCAGAUCGGGUGGCAGACUUCUGCAGAAAAACAUGCAUCAAGCUGGAGUGUUGUCCAAACCUCUUUGGCCCUCAGAUGGUGCUGGACAAGUGUUCAGAGAACUGCUCCGUCCUGACAAAGACUAAAUACACACACUAUUAUGGAAAGCGGAAAAACAAGCGGAUAGGUAGGCCUCCGGGUGGCCACAGUAACCUGGAAGUAGCCAUGAAGAAACCAAAUAAAAGAAGGAAGAGACGAAAACAUUUUUUUGUUCAUAAGAAAAAACGUUCUUCUACUUCAGUGGAUAACACUCCAGCUGGAUCUCCCCAGGGCAGUGGGGCAGAAGAAGAAGAUGACCAGGAUGAGGUAGAUGAAGAAUCUUUGACUGAGGAUAGCACCUCAGAGCAGCAAGAUGAAUUACUUGAGGAAUCAGAGGUAUCAGAAAAGAAAUCACUGUCGUCCUCUCCUACACAGAGUGAGCUGUCUCAUUCUCUGGCUCAGGACCGAGACAAGCGGAAGAGGAAGCUUAGGACCUUUUCUUUUUCUGAUGAUGAAAAUAAGCCUCCGUCACCGAAGGACAUAAAGAUUGAAGUUGCUGAAAAGCUGCAGCUGGACAGUAACCCUCUGGAAUGGAGCGUGGCUGACGUUGUGCGGUUCCUCAAAUCCACCGACUGUGCACCACUGGCAAGAAUAUUCCUCGACCAGGAAAUCGACGGCCAGGCACUGCUGCUGCUGACCCUGCCCACCGUUCAGGAGUGCAUGGACUUGAAACUUGGGCCAGCUAUUAAACUUUGCCAUCACAUUGAGAGGGUCAAACUUGCUUUUUACCAGCAGUUUGCUAACUAAGGAGCUGCCAAAUUGAAGUGGACCUUUGAAGCACAACCACAACUCUAUGCUCCUUUCCCUCCAGCGAGGAAAGCCAAAUGAAGAUGAACUGGGGCUCUGGCAACUUAAGAGAAUCUGUCAGCCUCAGUUUUUCACUUUGAGAAAAAGAAGACAACAUCUGGAGCAAAAUGCCAAUGCAAACUCGGGCUACUCUGCCAGCUGCCAGCUUGGGAACACGAUAGUCUCUUGCUCUAUGGUUCCCUUUUUUUAAUGUAUUUUUUAAUGAUUACAGAAAAGUCUCCUCUGGUGGGAAGUGACAUUUCAAUAGUUCUGGUGGCACAGAACUUUAAAAGGAGAAACGGAUCCUGUUUACGUUCGCAUGCAGGCUGCCAGAAAUAACUUUCUCUGUUCCUGGUGAUUCACAGAAUCCCCAUCCCCUCCUGUGGAUGAACUUGCUUUACCACAGCACUGGCUUUGGAAUGUGCUCUUUGCACAUUCGUGUGUUAAUGUUGAGUUUUUAAAUGAAUUUGUUCAUUGUUAGGACAACAACAUGGCCACAGGGUUCUGAAUGUACAGUAUAGCAAGAGUGUGGUUCUUUUUUGUUUUGUUGUUUCAUUAUUGUUGGGUUUUUGUUUUGUUUUGUUUUUACUACCUCUGUAGCCUGAAGAGUAGAAGUGAUGAAUUAAAAAGGGAGGGAACUAUUUCUUCUGGACAAAACGUAGGUCACUGCACAGCAGUCUUUCUUCUGUAGGCAUGUCAUAAGUAUAAACCCGUAUCAGCAUACAGAGCUUCUGUUCCCAAGCUUUAGCUGAAACUUCUGGAGGCUUAGCUUGGGUGUUACCUAUUUCUCAGAUGUCAGAAAACUUAAUUACUUUGCACUUCUCUUACAGAUGGGCUGUAGGAAAAAAAGAAGGAAAGAGAAAGUGCCUCUGCAUUUCCUAUAUUUUGGUUUUCAGAUAAAAUUUCUUUUACUUUUUUCCCCCUUUAGAAUUCUGUGAAGUUGUUUCCUUUUUCUUAUACCAAACAAUCGGGCCAUGUACACAGAGCCCAUAGCAGCUUUUUGCUUUGCUACCUGUUCAUCUUUUUGUAGAAUACACUAAGAAAGCUGCAAUCAAUGGAGGACUGCUCUGCCAGGGUUUGCUUACUGAAAAUUAUAAGUAUGACUUUGUAUUUUUAACUACUUACAGCUGUUCAGGAUCAGACUUGAUGAAAACAGUGGGGGGGGGGAUGAAAAGGAUUUUUUGUGCUUUUUCUGGGGAAAAGGAGCAUAGGGACAUCUAGUUCCAUCAGUAGACCCCCUGCAGGAUGAACUGCUGAUUUUAAUUUUUCAGGGUAAUUAAACCCAUUCAGCCACUUGCCGUGGACCUGUGUGUCACACUUUAAGUAACAGGGCUUACUGUACUUUCCAUUAAAGAUGUGGGAAAUUUGCAUCAGACUUGAGAUCUGCUUCAAAUAUGCAUUAGGUUUCAGGUGGUUUGCAUUCAUUUGCUUUUGCCUGUUCUCAUUAGUAUUUGGAGGAGCAUGGGCUGGAGCUGUAUAAGGAAGUGUGCAGCCCUGCUCCUUUCUCUUAUUCAAUUGCAUUUUUACAGAAAGCCCCUGGCAAACAAGGUAUCUGAGGUAGGAAGGUGCUCACUACAUGAAUUUGUUUGGGGAAGUACACGUGCUGAUUUCUGAUCAGCAGUGAGUACUUGGUCACAUGGAGUGAUUCAAGCUUCUCUUCACCCUAAAAUGAUAGGAUAUUUUGAUGCUGUGAGCCGUAGGAUUCAGUGAGGAGGUCAUGUGUAAAGCAAGAGCUGAGCUUGCACAGUCUGUGUCUGUAUCCAGCACAUGGGUGUUAAGAGGAGCUACCUCCAAUAGAAACUGUUUAUAGACUAAGCAAAGCAAAAUAGUUGGUGUUGAUUUCUUUUGCUGUUAUCCCCUUAGAAUAACUGCCUUGUAGAGACAGAACUAUUUAAGGAAGUCCUAAAUUAAAAAUUGGUGUGUUGUUGGUUUUUUUUUUAGAAUCAAAAUGUCCAUAUUGAGUCUAAUACAACAGUUUACGUCUAAUAUGUCCAUUGUCUAGUUGUCAGUUGUCUAAUAUGACAGUUUACUAGCUCAGUGGUUUUGAUUGAGGGAGGGCAGGCAGUGUGUGACUAGAACAAUUUUUCUUCCCAGAUCAUAAGAGUCUGAAAACAUAGUUAAAUUGAAAUCAGAGUGCCCCUUUUUCUUCCCCACACCAUGUAUGUGGCCAAUAAAUGGUCAUUUUGUCUCUGUGUUAUGCCAAAGUCAUCCUUCUGUACUCCAUUCCUUUAGUUACAAGCUCAGUGGUAACCAUUAGGCCUGAAUUUUUUAAUUUUUUAUUUUUGAAAGAAACAUGGCUGCUUCUUUGUCAGUGUUUUGUCUUGAGAAAUUCCACCUGCAGAGAACUUCUGGACUGGAAGAUGCUUUUGGAUCACAUUUGUCAUUCUUCAGGGAUUCCAGAAUUCUUUUGCACUGUUACAGAAGCUGAUGCCCAGCAGAAUUGAUCUGCAUAACCAAGAGAUGUUAAUUCCACUUUUCCCAAUGGACAGAUAGGUGUCUUCCUGAGUAGCUGUUAGGAGAGAAUAGACCUUAAAGGGUAAUGUAGUGAAUCUGUUAACAUGGUGCCUAAGAUUUAAAUACAAAAGUCAUACUUACUUUUUUUCAGCAAACGAAGCAGUGAGCAGUUUCAGACAUUAGUGGGAUACUUACUGGUCACCUUUGGCAUAUUUUAUAGGCUAGAUAUUUCUGCCUUGUUUUGGGAGGCACUGACAGUCUGGUCCCAAUGGGAUCUGUUUUUGUUGAGAUUUUCAAAAGGGAUGUUUUCAUUAUUUGUGAAAUGUUUUUAUGCUGCACAUGGGUACUGUACACGCUGUUUCCUGGGGGGGGGGGGGGGAAGCACUCAUUGCUGGAUUUAAAAAGGGAUAAUUGGGACUUUAUCUUGAUGGAUGAUGUUUCUAUUUGUCUGUUUCAAGUUCCUCUUCUUCUAUGUGUGGCAGAUGACAACUGCACUUACAUUUGUUCAUCUUACACCAACAUAACUUGAAAUCAGCUCACAUGCUGCUUUAGUUGCUCUCUUUCUUCAGAACUGGAUUUUUGGUAGCUCAAUGCCUGAAUCUUGGCUUUAGGUGAUACCUGUGUUUCCCCAGCAGGAGUUGCUGGGACUUUGGUAAUUAACUUAGGCUUCAGGGGGUUGUGCUGUCCUCUACCAUUUCCAUUCAUCAUAAGACAUGACGAAGCUGAAGUCCAGCCUCCUGGACUUGGAAAUGUUUUCAUUACAAGAAAAUAAGCUCUCCUUCGGGCGUCAUGUACUGUUUAUGUGGGUGAUAAAAGGAGACACUGCUUAGUUUAUAUUCUUGAGAACUUACAUUCUUGUCUUAUUUUUACAUGCAUUGUGUAGUCUUGGUUUGCACAUCAUAGCUUUAGAAACCUGGUGGUGCCUCCACAUGGUGCUUGUACUGUGCUAAGCUUAGCCUUGCUGGGCAGAAAGAUUUUGCUGUGUUACUACAGUUUGCUCUCUGCAUCAACACAAGGAGCCCAUAGUAGAGAAGUAUUUGACAAAAAUGUCGCUGAAGGGUAAUGUGGUAAAUUGAUCCCCCAGGGCAUGAGCAGCAACUGAAAGUGACCUUUCCAGGAGAGGAGAGGUACAGCACUGAUCUUGGUGAAUGAAGACUACUUUUUUUUUUUUUUUCUCUAAUGCUAAACCCUUGUGAAAGUUCCUCUCUGAGGAAAGAACGAAAAGGCAAAUUUGUUUACAUGUUGUGUAGAACACCAGGGGUGUUUGCAGUCUCUCCUGGGAUUAAGGGAAACAGUACAGAGUUUGCAGUGGUGGUUAGGAUUAUUUUCCCUUUGACUUUCAGCACUAUUUCGCUGUUGCUUUAGGCUUUGCUAGGGUUUAUUCUUGAUUCAAGUGAUGCUUUAAGUAAGGGAAGAAGUAUUUAGCUGCUAGGUCCACAGAAGUAUAAAUAUAUUUACAGCUGAUUGGACCGAGCACUCCAAUCUUCUGCAUAAAGUACAAAGACGUGGCAAAAGAAAAAGAGAUUUUUGAAUGUAAUUGAAUAGGCUUCAUAACUGUUGAACUAAAAUUGGAGACUGGAUACCUUUGGAACAAAUCUAUUGCUGGGGGAGAAGCUCUUUGAUUGAAGUAGCCCUACCCAAGAGCCAAAAAUAUGAUAGACAGUAAGCUACUCCUUAACCGGUCCUGUUGCAGUGGCAGACUGGUUACUGCCUACUGUGAGCUCAAAUUGCUACAACUAAGCACAAAGACAUAGGCUCUGUCAGGAGACUUCAAGUGUUGGCUGAAGGCUCCAUUUUAAAGGGAUUGUGUGCUGAAUCCAAAUUUUAGAGUGCUGCCAAACUUCCCCAAAUGUGCACAUAGCCUUGUUUUCAAAGGCAGCCUUACGGGUGAAGGAUUAGAAGGGGACUUGGGAACACCAGGUACAGCAAGCCUCUCUAUUGUUACAUGUUUUUCUAAAAUGGUAAUAAUAAUAUGUAUGAAAUCUAGCGAAAACAACUUACGGCUGGUGCCACUUUGUCUCCAUGGUCUGGUCAUUUCUAGCUUUCUCAUAGUUGCAUCUGUUGUCCUGAAGCGCACCAGGCAAUAAGGAUGGACAUUUUGAUGAGAAGACAAAGUUCCUAUGUUAAAUGCAAAGCCAGCAGUGGUUGGCUCAGCUUUAAGCCAUGGAAGCGAGCAGGUCUUGCACUGACAAAAUUCAGAGGCGGUAGGUCUGGCUGACUCAGCACAACCAUGGGCAUGGAGCCUGUGGAAGUCCUCCAACGUUGUGCCAUUCAAGAGGAACAGACCUUCUGCUCGAGUCACAGGCAUGGCUCACUCAAGUCAACGAACAACAAAGUCCGGGCAAAAAUGAGUUCUUGCCCACCCCAAAAGUUGUUGAGCACCAGUUUCCAAGAAACCUCAUGGGAAAAAAAAAUAUUUUUUUCUGGAGGUGUCAUGUUUCUGCUCUACUCUUCUUUUUUUAUUAUUUUUUAAUUUUUUUAUUGUUAUUUUUUGUUCAAAAUAAAUUAAAAAAUAAUCUUUGUAGACAAUCAGAGGCCUUCUAGGAGGCUCUGCCCUAAGGGGUACCUGCUCUCCACACGUGGGCCUCUUUCUUAUACUAACUCAUUGGAACUGAUGCACUUUUCCUGUAUUUUGCCUUUUUUAAUUAGCUGCUUGUUCUUAAACAAAGAUUUAAAUGCAUAUUGUGUUGUGUCCCUUCUGCUUGUUGUUUUAUCUUUCUUUAACUUUUAAAUAUAUAUAUAUAUAUAUGCAGUGAGACUGAAGUACUAAAUGGAAGAGAAACAUGCACAAGAAAAUAUGCCUAUUAAGUCCCACCAUUGUUUGAGCAGGUGUAACAAUUUAAUCAGAGGAUUUUUUAAAAAAUAUUUUGGAUGGAUAUUUUGCUUGUUUUGUCUGUAAAUAGUGUACAUAAGUUUGUGGUAUAUGACAGUUUUAAGUGGUUGUAACAAAAUUAAAAAAGAUACUUAAACUGUU
Molecule: messenger RNA, 8513 nt
Organism: Oxyura jamaicensis (ruddy duck)
Lineage: Eukaryota; Metazoa; Chordata; Aves; Anseriformes; Anatidae
Gene: SFMBT1
Product: Scm like with four mbt domains 1
Exons: 23
Coding region: 443-3046 (867 amino acids)
Biological process (GO): regulation of DNA-templated transcription
Cellular component (GO): nucleus
Molecular function (GO): histone binding; transcription corepressor activity
Source: RefSeq, a predicted model, not a curated record